CUGAAUUGGAUUUUAUUCAAUAUAAUAAUAAAUAAAUACGUCAUUCUGUACAGCUAUCGAGCUGAGGAGAGAGAGAGAGAGAGAGAGAGAGGAGAGAGAGUCGUCAAAUCGAGUGGCGAAGGGGUUGGGUGUGUGUGUUGGUGUUCGUAUUUAUGUGGUGGUGGUGGAGGCAGCCAUGAGGGUUUCAUCUGGUACAAAACCAAGCACACAGCCCAAUUCCCAGGGAUAAAUUUAGAGAGAGAGCCUCUCCCGAAGCUCUCAGAUAGGGAGAGAGACAGAGAGACUGCAGGGCUGAGCUCAAAUCCCCAACAAAGAUUUUACCUUUUUUCUAUAUUUGCUCAUUUUUCAAUCUUCUCCUGUUCCCCUUUUCACCUUCUCUCGCCGUCCCGGAUGGAUCCAUUUGAUUUUGUUUCUUCCAUCAUAGAGCUUCGCAAAGGAUUUGGGUAGUGUUAGCUGGAACUUCGCUUAUUUUCUCCAUCAGUCUUCUUAAUGCAUGCUGAAUUUCAAUAAAGAAUGAGCUUUUCAAAGAAGGGCAUCCCAAGUAAUGAGACAAAGUUAAUUGCCGCAAACAGGGCAACAACUUUGAAUCCAAAUGCAGCAGAAUUUGUUCCUUACUCCCUUAGAUCUCCAGCUGGAAGUAGCAGCAGUAUAGAUACAACAGCAAAGCUCCAUACGUCAGGGACAUUAGGGAAAGCAGUGUUAGAUCAUUCAGAGUCGUCUGUUUCAAAUAAUUCUGAUGAAGAGGCGCACCAAUACUGGUGUCAUCAGCUCCCUGAUGAUAUUACUCCUGACUUUAAGGUUAUGGGAGAAGAUGAGUCUCAAGGACUUGGGAGCCUCUCACUAUCUUCGUUAUCCUUAAACGAUGGCAGUGAAACCUCAAGGUUCUCCUCGUCUCUGGGUAGCAGAUAUAUAUCAAAUGAGCAGCAAGAGUUAUCUUCCAAUCAUAUUAAUGGUAACAGCUUCACAGAAAAGUUGGGGUAUUCUGUUUCAUCUUAUGGCGAUAAUUCAUUGUCUGCGAACUUUCUGCACUCACCAUCUAAACCUUGGGAGAAGCAAAUUGUCAACAGUGAUCAGCUUCUAGGAAAUGGUAGAGAGGUACCUCAUUAUAGUGGGAAUUCUAGACAAGGACUCCUAAAUGAUGUGUUCAAUGAGCAUACUAUAGUAGACAACACUAGUGUGAACCCUGUGGAGUUUUUGGUCUCACAAUUCCCAGGAUUUGCUGCUGAAAGUCUUGCAGAGGUGUAUUUUGCCAAUGGAUGUGACUUGAACCUAACUAUUGAGAUGCUCACUCAGCUAGAGCUUCAAGUCGAUGGUAAUUUCAAUCAAAAUAUAAGCUUGAAGAAUUUUUCAGCUCCCAACCUUAGCACAUUAGACUUUCCUGCACUUCCGGUGCCAGACAACCAGAAUAAUCUGCCAAAAUAUUCUAGGGAGGAUCUCCAGCAAAGUUUCGCUCCCUAUCAAUCUUCUGAUAAGGAUAAUAUGCUUUUGUUCAGAGCCAGCUCCAUUCCAUCAAGAUCCGCUGUUGAUUUUGCUUCAAUUGUCAAGAAGGGAGUUCAAGACUCUGGCAUAUGGAAGUAUGAUAGAAAUGGCUCUGCAGAUGCAAACAUUGGCUCAAGUAGAAAUUCUUUAGUUUUGGGAAGCUCUUACAGCAGUGCAAAUGGAAGAGGCGUGUAUAGUGACAAGUUGCAAAGCCGUGGUUCAGCUCGAGCAGCUCCUACUUGGCUUGAAACAGGAGAUGCAGUUGGGAAUAUGUAUUCUGAGCUGCGGGAAGAAGCUCGUGACCAUGCACGCCUGCGUAAUGCUUACUUUGAACAGGCAAGGCAGGCAUACCUCAUUGGCAAUAAGGCUCUAGCAAAGGAACUAAGCAUAAAGGGGCAGCUGCACAACAUGCAUAUGAAGGCAGCUCAUGGAAAAGCUCAAGAAUCUAUAUACCGUCAGAGGAACCCAGUUGGUCUAGAGAUGCAGAGCAAUGGUAGAGGACAGGAGAGAAUGAUAGAUCUGCAUGGGCUGCAUGUUAAUGAAGCCAUACAUGUGCUGAAGCAUGAGCUGAGCGUGUUGAGGAGCAUGGCGAGGUCAGCAGAGCAGCAUCUGCAAGUAUACAUAUGUGUUGGGACGGGCCACCACACCAGGGGCUCACGCACCCCAGCCAGACUUCCAGUUGCUGUACAGCGUUAUCUACUUCAGGAGGAAGGCCUCGACUACACCGAGCCCCAGCCAGGGCUUCUUCGUGUUGUGCUAGCAAGGGCUCAAAUUAGCAUGAAUCAGAAAAUGUAUGAUGCAUGUUUGGGACACAGGUCCAGUUACUUAGUCGAUACUUGGACUUUGGAUUCGGCGUGCUCGUAUCUUAUGUGUCUAUACAGGGACUGGUUUGACUCCUAUGAACCAAUCUCUGGAGGGAUGGUGUUGAUGGAUAAUAAUGCUUCCUGUGGUCUUCUUGGUAUUGGAACGGUCAAAAUCAGGAUGUUUGAUGGUGUGGUUAGAACCAUCAGGGAUGUGAGGGAUGGUGUGCUGAAAGUGGCUAGAGGUUCGCUGGUAGUAAUGAAGGGUCAUCUGAGGAACAAUUUGUACACUCUAGUGGGUAGCACAGUGACAGAAGCUGCACAGGCAGAACUUACUGGGAGGAAAGUCUGGGUGUAUUUUCUGAAGCACAGGAGUGAGGAAUUCAGUAAGUUCAUGGAAUGGAAAACUCAGGCAGAGAAACAAACAUGGAAACAGGCAGAAGCAGUGAGUAUGGCAUGCUACUUGGAAAACAGGUCUCCUUCUACAGCUAUUGAUGCAAAGAUUCUUAAGGAAGUAUGGACAGAAAGAGUGAAAGGAUACCGGUUGUGGGACCCUAUGGCACGGAAGGUGGUCAUUAGCAGGGAUGUGAUCUUUGAUGAGGAAGUCAUGUUGAAGGAGAAUGUUGAUAACAAGGUGGAGUCUGAUUCAGCGGGAGUACCUAUUCAGGCUACAGUUCCUCAGGAAAUUUCUCAGACAGGUGAUAGACAUGAGCCUACAGGGCUAACCACCGACAGAGAAAGGAGGAAUGAAGCAUUUCAGAGUUCUGAACGAGAUAGUUGUCAUAGAGCCAUGGUUGAGAAGAUGGAGUCUCUUCAUAAGAAUAACACUUGGGUGUUAGUUCAGAAGCCUAAGGAUAGGAAGCUGAUUGGUUAUUAUUUGCAAAUCACCUGCUUGGGAGGUUGGGAGGGAAUCGAAGUUCAAAGUUUCAAACAAUGCGCGGCGGCAAUGCAAGUGCAGGUCAGCCUUCGAUCCUCAACCACUUCUCAAUCUCAUCCCCAUCUUCUCCUGAUCCUCCACUAUGGCUCCCGCUUCUCCUCUCUCUCCGCCGCCCCCCACCGCUCGUCGCCCUCCUCACCCUCGUCGUCUUCCUCCUCCAAAUGGUUCUCCAUCAUCCGUUCCGCCAUUUCCUCCAAGGACUUGCUUCUGGGCAAGCGCGCUCACGCUCGCAUCAUAUCGUCCGGCCAAAAUUCCGACCGCUUCCUCACCAACAAUCUCAUCACCAUGUACUCCAAAUGCGGUUCUCUAUCUUCCGCUCGCCACCUGUUCGAUAAAACUCCCGACCCAGAUCGAGACCUCGUCACCUGGAACUCUAUUCUAGCCGCCUAUGCCUCAGAGUCUGAGGAUGGUAGUACUCAGGAGGGUUUUCGCCUCUUCCGCCUUCUUCGAAGGUCCGUUGCAUUCACGAGUCGACUCACUUUAGCUCCCGUCCUGAAGCUGUGCCUGAAUUCUGGACGUUUAUGGGCGUCGAAGGCUGUUCACGGUUAUGCGAUUCAAAUUGGUUUGGAGUGGGAUUCUUUUGUUUGUGGGGCUCUAGUCAAUAUAUAUUCAAAAAUUGGUGAAGUCGGGGAUGCCCGUGUUCUGUUCGAGGAAAUGCCCGAGAGGGACAUUGUGUUGUGGAAUGUUAUGAUUAAGGCCUAUGUGCAAAUGGGUAUUGAGCGGGAAGCAUUUCUUCUCUUCUCGGAAUUUCAUCGGACUGGGUUACGUCCUGAUGCAGCGAGUGUCCGUUGUAUUCUUGGUGGAAUUUCUGAAGUUGAUUUGGAUGAUAGUAGGAGGCAUGUGCAGCAGGUUCAGGCCUACGCAACUAAAUUGUAUUUGUCUGAAGAUGAUUCAGAUGUAAUAUUGUGGAAUAAAGCCUUAUCCAAAUAUCUCCAAGCAGGUGAUAAUCAGGCUGCUGUUGAAAGCUUUGCGAAUUUGAGAAGAUCAAAUGUAGAUUAUGAUGAUGUGACGUUAGUUGUCAUUCUAGCUGUGGUUUUGGGUUCAGGUGAUCUAGAGUUGGGGCAACAGAUUCAUGGCUUGUCUCUGAAAUCAGGGUUUAACUCAGUUGUUUCUGUUGCAAAUAGUCUUAUCAACAUGUAUGCGAAGAUGGGUUGUGUUUAUUAUGCACAAAAAGUGUUCACUAACAUGGAAGAAUUGGAUUUAGUUUCAUGGAACUCUAUGAUAUCAAGCUGUGCACAGUGUGGAAUGGAAGAGUCUUCUUUGACCCUUUUUAUAAAUUUGUUACGUGAUGGCUUAAGGCCAGAUCAUUUUACAUUGGCGAGUGUUUUGAGGGCUUGUGCCUAUCUUAAAGAAAGCUUGCAUCUUGCUACCCAAAUACAUGUUCAUGCUCUAAAAAUAGGUGUCAUGGCUGGCAGUUUUGUUUCAACAGCGCUUAUUGAUGCUUAUUCUAAGAGUGGAAGCAUGGAAGAGGCAGAGUUUAUUUUUCAAACUAAAAGAGAAUUUGAUUUGGCCUCUUGGAAUGCAAUGAUGUUUGGCUACAUAAUGAGCAGUGACAAUUACAAAGCACUGGAGCUUUUCACCCUAAUGCACCAAAGUGGAGAGAUAUCAGAUGAGAUUACUUUAGCGACUGCAGCUAAAGCUUGUGGCUGCUUGGUAGGGUUGAAACAAGGGAAACAAAUUCAUGCCCAUGCGAUAAAAGUUGGUUUUGAUUCAGAUCUAUAUGUUAGUAGUGGUAUCCUAGAUGUUUAUACUAAAUGUGGAGAAAUGAAAAAUGCACAAUUUGUUUUUGAUGGUAUAUCUACACCUGAUGAUGUCGCAUGGACAGCUAUGAUUUCAGGAUACACAGAAAAUGGGGAUGAGGACCGUGCACUUUGGAUAUACCAUUUGAUGAGGAAGUCUGGGAUCUUACCCGAUGAGUAUACCUUUGCCACCCUUGUCAAAGCCUGCUCUUGCUUGACCGCUCUAGAACAAGGAAGACAAAUUCAUGCAAAUGUGAUCAAGUUGGAUUGUGCUUCAGAUCCUUUUGUUGGGACCUCACUCGUUGACAUGUAUGCCAAGUGUGGGAGUGUUGAAGAUUCAUACCAAUUAUUCAAGAGAAUGGAUGUGGAGAAUAUUGCCAUAUGGAAUGCCAUGUUGGUGGGUUUAGCCCAACACGGGAAUGGUGAAGAAGCCCUUGAACUUUUCAAAGAUAUGAGAUUUCAUGGAACUAAACCUGAUAGAGUUACUUUUAUUGGAGUCCUUUCAGCAUGUAGCCAUUCCGGCUUAAUUGAUGAAGCUUAUGCUUAUUUUCACUCAAUGCUCAAAAACUAUGGUGUUGAGCCAGGGAUUGAGCAUUAUUCUUGCUUAGUUGAUGCCCUUGGCCGUGCUGGGCGCGUUCGAGAAGCAGAGAAGCUGAUUGCAUCAAUGCCCUUUGAAGCUUCAGCAUCGAUGUAUAGAGCUCUGCUUGGUGCUUGUAGGGUUCAAGGGGAUGCAGAAAUAGGAAAACGGGUGGCAGCAAGGCUUGUGGCUUUGGAGCCUUUUGAUUCAUCAGCUUAUGUUCUUUUAUCUAAUAUCUAUGCUGCUGCCAACCGAUGGGAUGAUGUAACUGAUGCUAGAAAAAUGAUGAAGGUUAAGAAUGUAAAGAAAGACCCGGGGUUUAGUUGGAUAGAUGUAAAGAACAAGGUACAUUUGUUUGUGGUGGAUGACAGAUCCCAUCCACAAGCUAAUCUGAUAUAUGAUAAGGUUGAAGAUCUGAUAAAAAUUAUCAAAGAAGAAGGAUAUGUCCCUGAUACAGAUUUUGUGCUCCUUGAUGUGGAACAAGAGGAAAAAGAGCGUGCCUUGUAUUACCACAGUGAGAAGUUAGCAAUUGCAUAUGGACUUAUAAGCACUCCUCCGUCCUCAACAAUUCGGGUAAUAAAAAACCUCCGAGUUUGUGGGGAUUGUCACAAUGCAAUCAAGUAUAUAUCAAAGGUUUCUAGAAGGGAAAUUGUGUUGAGAGAUGCAAACCGUUUCCAUUGUUUCAGAGAUGGAAUCUGCUCUUGCGGCGAUUACUGGUAG
Molecule: messenger RNA, 6252 nt
Organism: Malania oleifera
Lineage: Eukaryota; Viridiplantae; Streptophyta; Magnoliopsida; Santalales; Ximeniaceae
Product: pentatricopeptide repeat-containing protein At4g33170-like
Exons: 16
Coding region: 514-6252 (1912 amino acids)
Biological process (GO): RNA modification
Molecular function (GO): protein binding; RNA binding; zinc ion binding
Source: RefSeq, a predicted model, not a curated record